CGUCCACGGCGGCGCAGCCGAUUUUCAGGUCCUUUCUCCGGCUGCCAUUCUUCUACGCUGAAAACUCCAUUUCAAUGAAUAAAUUCAUGUUUUCAGCAAUUCAGCUACGCGAAAUUUAUUACCUCCAAUUUUCUCGAAAAUACUCUUCCAAAUCAAAUCAAUUUCACAGCCUCCGAGCAUCCAUCGCAUUGCUUCAAUCGUGUGCGCUGAAUCAGGAUCUUUCCGAGGGAAGAAAAGUCCACGCAGGGAUGAUCGUUAAUGGCUAUCUCGGUUCCCCACUGUCCGCGACUAGCCUCAUCAAUAUGUACUGCAAGUGCGACUCCAUUGCCGACGCUGUAUCUGUUUUUGAAGCGACGAAAGAGACGCACAACGUGUUUGUCUACAAUUCCAUCAUUUCUGGUUUGGCUAGCCAUGAUCUCUCCAGUGAAGCUUUUGAAUUCUACUGUAAAUUGAGGCAAAUUGGUUUAUCUCCAGACAAAUUUACUUUCCCUUGCGUGAUUAAGGCUUGCUCUAGCAUUUCGGAUCUGAAAAACAUCCAUGGAUUGCUGCUUAAAUUCAGGUUGAAUUUCGAUGUGUUUGUAGGCAGUGCAUUGGUUCAUAGCUAUUUGAAGUUCAAGCAGGUGAACGAUGCACAGAAAGUGUUCGACGGAUUGCCUGUGAAGGAUGAUACUGUAAUUUGGAAUUCUAUGAUCAAUGGUUAUGUGCAGAUUGGUGAGUUUGUUAAGGCGUUGGAAAUUUUCAGGAAAAUGAUGGACAAUGAGCUUUUUCCGAACCGAUUCACCGUCACCGGAGUUCUGUCGGCGUUGGCGCUGGCCGGAGAACUUUCCGGCGGGAUGUUACUUCACUCGUUCGCCGUAAAAACAGGGUACGGCGAAGGGGUUCCGAUUUCGAACGCGUUGAUCGACAUGUACGGGAAAUGCAGGCGUCUUUCGGACGCGAAUUCGGUGUUCGAGAAGAUGAUCGAUAUGGAUAUUUACUCUUGGAACUCGAUUAUCAGUGUUCACGAGCAGUGCGGCGAUCACGAUGGCGCAUUGAGGUUUUUGAAGCGGAUGAUAAGGUCGGGGUUCCGGCCAGAUUCGGUGACGGUCACUGCCGCUGUUCCAGCGUGUGCGACGCUGGCGUCGAAGCACGGCCAGGAGAUUCAUUGCUACAUGAUCGUCAACGGGAUUGGCGGCGACGACGGCGCGUUUACGGGGAACACGAUGAUGGAUAUGUACGCGAAGUCCGGGAGUUUGAGGGAGGCGAGAUUAAUAUUCGACGCGAUGACGAUCAAGGACAACGCGUCGUGGAAUAUUAUGAUCAUGGGGUACGGCGUGCACGGGCUCGUCGACGAGGCGCUUGAUCUAUUUUCCCGGAUGUGCGGCGCGGGAUUCGAUCCCGACGAGGUGUCGUUCGUCGGGGUUUUGGUAGCGUGUAGUCACGCAGGGUUUGCGAUCCGAGGGCUAGAAUUAUUCGAAGAAAUGCAGCCGAGGUACGGCGUGAAACCCAACAUCGAACACUACGCGUGCGCGAUCGACAUGCUCGGUCGAGCCGGGAAACUCGACAAGGCAUUCGAUUUGAUCUCGAAAAUGCCGAUCGAGCCCAAUCAAGUUGUGUGGAGGGCAUUUUUGUCCGCAUGCCGGAUUCACGGGAAUGCGGGUCUCGCCGAGGUUGCGACGCGGCGGGUGCUCGAGGUCGAUCCCGAGCAUUGCGGGAAUUAUGUAUUGAUGUCGAAUAUAUUAGGAGCCGCAGGGAAAUACGAAGAGGUGGCCGAGUUGAGGCGGGCAAUGGCGCGGCAAGAUGUGAAGAAGUCGCCGGGUUGCAGUUGGAUCGAACUGGGUGAUGGAGUGAGCGUAUUUUUUAACGCGGAUCGCGGUUGUCGCGACGUGAAAUUGGUUUACGACGGAUUGGAUUUGCUCACGGCUUGUUUGCGCGAGCACGGGAACGUCGAUGUCUUGGAGAGUUGUUAGCAAUGUUUUCACGCUCGGUUUGCCGUGACGGGAGCUUUUUGUCGGGCUGUAUUGCCCCCGGAGUUGAUGUUGCAGAUUUGCUGAAAAAAUGAUCGUUUGUUAGAGAGUCGUUGCUUGGGGUUGUUGAGAGUUUCGGCGACUCUUGUCCACAUUAAUUUUGUG
Molecule: messenger RNA, 2111 nt
Organism: Andrographis paniculata
Lineage: Eukaryota; Viridiplantae; Streptophyta; Magnoliopsida; Lamiales; Acanthaceae
Product: pentatricopeptide repeat-containing protein At3g14730
Exons: 1
Coding region: 75-1949 (624 amino acids)
Biological process (GO): RNA modification
Molecular function (GO): protein binding; RNA binding
Source: RefSeq, a predicted model, not a curated record